Molecule: messenger RNA, 3835 nt
Organism: Diospyros lotus (date-plum)
Lineage: Eukaryota; Viridiplantae; Streptophyta; Magnoliopsida; Ericales; Ebenaceae
Exons: 4
Coding region: 341-2644 (767 amino acids)
Molecular function (GO): protein binding; zinc ion binding
Source: RefSeq, a predicted model, not a curated record
UGGAUCGCCAUUGAAGCAGACACAUACACACACACACACACACACACACAUAUAUAUGCAUACAUAUAUAUAUAUAUGUAUGCAGGAUCAGAUUUGAUAUCUGAGAAAAGGCUCUAUUCUGAAAGAAAUCCACUCAAAAGUAAAAUCCUUUGGGGCAGAGCUAGUGCCAUUAACGUUAGCGUCAGUGUGGAUUCUGAACUCAACUCCCUCUCUCUCCCUGGGGGGUCUGGACAACGUAUGCAAAUUCACAAAUCGCCAGCCACCAGCCGUUGGUUUCUUGAAACCCUAGCCCACUCAAGGCUCCUAAUCACGCCCUCGACGAUUGUUCAUUUCCAAGGUCAUGGCUGGGAAGAAAGUGAUAGCUAUAUGUCAGUCAGGUGGUGAGUUUGUGACUGAGGAAGAUGGGUCACUGUCUUACAGAGGUGGGGAUGCUCAUGCUAUGGAAAUUGAUGAACAGAUAAAGUACAAUGACUUCAGAAUGGAAGUGGCAGAGAUGUUCAAUAGCAAUGUUGACAAUAUUUCUGUCAAAUAUUUCCUGCCUGGCAACAGGAAGACGCUUAUUACAAUAUCCAAUGACAAAGACCUCAAGCGCAUGAUCAAUUUCCAUGGCAGCUCCAGCACCACUGACAUAUAUGUCUUGGCAGAAGAAAUAGUCGCUCCUGAUGUCUCAAACAUGCCAGCUAGUAGGUCAAGUCGGACUACUUUGUCAGAAGCUGGGGUUCUGGUUGAGGCCCCUCUUAAUGUCAUAGAUGACAUAAACCAGCCUGCUGACAUGCUAGAUACCCCUUUUGUUAUUCUGGGUGAUACCACCAAUAUUGAUGACCAUAUCGAGAUGCCCGGAGAAAUGGCUCCACCCCCUCUAUCUGUAGGUUCCAAUGAUGAGAAGCAUAUUAAAGCUGCACAGCAGUGGCAAAACAAUAUCACAGGUGUUGGCCAAAGAUUCAAUAGUGUUCAUGAAUUUCGUGAGGCCCUACGUAAAUAUGCUAUCGCAAAUCAAUUUGCUUUUAGAUAUAAGAAGAAUGACAGUCAUCGUGUAACUGUAAAAUGCAAAUCAGAAGGUUGUCCAUGGAGAAUUCAUGCAUCGAGGUUGGCAACCACCCAACUAAUUUGCAUUAAGAAAAUGAAUGCCACUCAUUCAUGUGAAGGGGCUGCUGUGACAACAGGACAUCAGGCAACUAGAAGUUGGGUUGCAAGUAUCGUCAAGGAGAAGCUUAAAGUUGACCCCAACUACAAGCCAAAGGACAUUGUCAAAGAUAUUAAACAGGAAUUUGGAAUUCAACUGAACUACUUCCAGGCAUGGCGUGGAAAAGAGAUUGCCAAGGAGCAGCUUCAGGGUUCUUAUAAGGAGGCAUACAAGCAGUUACCUGUUUUCUGUGAGAGGAUAAUGGAGACAAAUCCUGGUAGUUUAGCUACUUUUGCAACAAAGGAAGACUCAAGUUUUCAUAGAUUGUUUGUCUCUUUUCAUGCGUCUUUACAUGGGUUCCUACAGGGUUGUCGGCCUCUACUCUUUCUUGACAGCAUAUCCUUAAUGUCAAAAUACCAAGGUGCAUUGUUGGCAGCAACAGCUGCUGAUGGGAAUGAUGAGGUUUUUCCUGUUGCUUUUGCAGUGGUAGAUGCAGAAACUGAUGAUAACUGGCACUGGUUUCUGCUACAAUUGAAAGAUGCAUUAUCAACAGCUCGGAACAUUACUUUUGUGGCAGACAGAGAAAAAGGACUAAGGGAGUCAAUUGCUGAUAUAUUCCAUGACAUAGAUGUCCACCAUGGUUACUGUAUCCGCUAUCUUUCAGACCAACUUAUCAGAGAUUUGAAGGGACAAUUUUCUCAUGAAGUGAAACGUCUUUUGGUUGAGGAUGUCCAUGCUGCUGCAUAUGCACCACAAACUGAAGGCUUUGAGAGGUGUUUAGAAAGCAUUAAAAGUAUUUCACUAGAAGCCUAUGACUGGCUCAUGCAGAGUGAACCUGUGAACUGGGCAAAUGCCUUCUUCAGUGGUGCAAGAUAUAACCAUAUGACAUCAAACUUUGGAGAACUGUUCUAUAGUUGGGCUUCAGAUGCACAUGAAUUACCAAUAACCCAGAUGGUUGAUGCUGUGCGAGGUAAGGUUAUGGAGUUGAUUUAUACACGGCGUGCUAAUUCAAAUCAGUGGCUGACGAGGUUAACCCCAUCCAUGGAAGAAAAACUAGAAAAGGAAAGCCUAAAAUCCCAGUCUCUUCAAGUGUUAAUUUCAGCUAGUAACAAGUUUGAGGUUCGUGGCGACUCCAUUGAAUUUGUUAAUCUUGAUCACUGGGAUUGUAGUUGCAAAGGGUGGCAGCUUACUGGUUUGCCAUGUUGCCAUGCCAUUGCUGUCAUAAGUUGCCUGGGCCAUAUUCCAUAUGAUUACUGUUCUAGAUACUUCACAACGGAUAUCUACCGGUUGACAUAUUCGGAGUCAAUUCAUCCUGUCACAAGUGUAGAUAGGCCCAUGCACAAUGGAUCUUCUCAGUGUUUGGUGACUGUGACCCCUCCACCGACUCGUCGUCCACCAGGCCGACCUACUACUAAGCGAUUUGGAUCACAAGAGGCGGCUAAACGUCAACUCCAAUGCAGUAAAUGCAAGGCAACGGGUCACAAUAAGUCAACUUGCAAAGAGUUUUUGCUAGAGUGUUGAACUGUGGUUGGAGCUAGCUCUAUGAGAAGGGCCUAAAAUCUGUAACCAUAACCUCGUCUUCAUCUCCCUGUUAAUAACCAGCCAUGCCCUCCCUCCCCCCAACCCCCAAAAUGUACUUGGUAGAAGUAGUAUCUGUGCCUUCAUUCUUUAGUUUUUCCAAGUUUAGUAUCAUCAUAGCUCAACAAAAUUCAAUUAUCCUUUUUCAAUAAUUAUGAUUUUUACAGAAGGUAUGUCCCUCACAGCUCUCACUGUGCACUGCCAUCUCCAUUGAUGUAUCAUUGAUCAAUCUCCAUCAUAUUUUGAGCCCUUUUACUUAAAUGGUGGCAAGAGGUUAUUAGAAUUUUUCUACAAUUGCAGGUGCGAGCCCAAGGUUCUAUCACCUACAACUCACAGGGUAACAGCUUAUAAAUUAUUAUUUAUUUAUUUCUUUGAGGAACUUCUAUUGCUGGAAUAGAUAGAUUCUGAUCCUAGUAUUCUUUGUGGAGUUGCUGGAUACUGCAAAUUGGACAGCAACAAAAUUUGUUACAUGGAAUGGUUGAACCUUGUUUUAACAUGAAAUGGUUUAGGCCGGGAGAUACGAGUAUCCAAGGAGUCUACCGAGUGUGGUGUAAAAACAAAGAAUAGGGAUGUGAUUGUAACAAAAGAUGAUAUGCAGUGUAAAAAGUAGAAAACCCAAUACCAUAGGAUACCUUAAAAUUGCCUUAUUUAUUACCCUUCAUUGUUGUUCAACUUUGAAAAGUACAUUUUACUUAGUACAGGAUAGCACCCAAAACCAAGCCAUUAUUCUGUUGUAGUAGCAACAGCAGCAUCUCCAGUUCAGAUUAGGGGACUGCCUCCAGAACUGUUCCAUUUGGCCAUGAUGGUGGCGCUAGAGAUUGUAUGUUCAUUAAGCCAGAGGCUACUUAAUUGGUGAACAGGAAAAGGCUGAAGAGGACAGACAGGGACGAUGCAGAGCAUGAGAUGGGGCGUCUGAACAACACCAAUCCUUGUGUUGUUGCCGUUCCCCUGCACACACACACACACACACACUCUCUCUCUCUCUCUCUCUCUCUCUCUCUCUCUAUAUAUAUAUAUAUAUAUACAUUAUCAAUAUAUGUAUUGCAACUCUUUAUCAGAUUGGCUGAAUUUGGUAAUGCAAAUGGUCUGAUUAGGUUGGGAUUGCCCAACUACGGCUGCUGCUGCAUCUAACUU